GCCAAGAUUCCAGCGACAAUCUGAGCCGCACAGGGUUCUGCUGAGCAGGCCCAGCACAGGGAGGGCGGGAGGUGUAGAGGGUCCCUGGAGGACCCUGAUGGCCACCAUGAAGAUGCGAAGUGAGGCAGAUAUGGAAGAGCAGAUCCAGGAGCUGAAGACAAUCACUCGGCUCCAAGGUGAGCCCAUCCCCAGGGGACCAGCCUAUCUGGGCUACAGAUCAGGGCCCUCGGGCCAUCCGGCUACAGGAGGGGAGGCCUCGGCCCUCCUCUGCAGGCUCCCACCACCUCUAAGCUGGGAGGCUGGAUGGGGGCCUCAAUGCUGGGCCCGCGGGGAGUGCCUGAGGCUGGGGUACCCGAGAGACCAGGGCACCCCCCAGCUCAGCAGCCGCCGCUCCGCAGGCGCUUCCAUGAGGUUGGCGCACCGCCGCUGCACCAUGGAGGUGGCGCGGCAGCGGGGGCAGAAGCUGGAGACCGUGCAGCUGGAGUUGGCCGCCUUGAGGAGCCAGCCUGACGCCACCAAGGAGGAGUUGCGCAUGCUCCAGGUUAUCCGCCAGCUGGAGAACAACAUUGAAAAGACCAUGAUCAAGAUCACCACAAGUCAGAACAUCCACCUGCUGUACGUGGACCUGCUGGAUUACCUGAAGAAGGAGCUGGCAGGGUACCCCACAGAGCUGGACAAGCUGCAGAAUCUCGUGGACGACUAUUGCUCAGAACUGUCAGACAUGACAGUCAUGUCCCAAGACGCCAUGAUGAUCACGGAUGAGGUCAAGAUGAACAUGAGGCAAGGGGAGGCGACUUUCAUCGAGGAACGCAAGGCACGGGAGAACCGGCUGAAUCAGCAGAAGCAGCUGAUUGAGAUCCAUAUGAAGGAGACCAAUGAGAAGUACCGCCGGUAGGGCUGGUGGAACUUGGACUUCCCCUCCAAUCUGAUGGGUACAGAAAUUGUGAAAGUGAGGAGAAGAGAGAUCUCCAAGGCCGACGUCGAAUACCAGACAGAAGUCACAGCUUUGGUGGAGAAAGUGAAGUCUGCUGUGCGGUGCUCUCAUUUCUGGGACAUCGCUGGCCGGUUCCUGGCUCUGAGGAACACAGAGGACAACCUGGAGCUGCAGAUGGAGGACUGUAAGGAGCGGCGGGCACAGCUGGAGGCGCUGAUGAAGAAGCUGGAAGUAGAGGAGGCGAUGCUCAAGUUCCGCCAGAUGCCCAGCUCCAUCAGCUUUAAGUCUAUGGAGAAGAGAAUGAAGGACAUGCUGAAGGAGGAGGAAGAGCGGCUCCAGGUGGCCUACUCCAGCAUGACCCAGAGCCAGAAGCUGCUGUUGACCAUCCAGACAGGCAUUGACAACCUCUCCAUCCGGCUGAUUGGCAUCCCUCUGCUCACAGCCCAGAAAGAAGUGGCGCUCUCUGACAGCCUGAAUGUGGUCAGCAAGCUGGCGUACUGCGAAGUGAAGCUCCUGUACCUGGCUGACCAAGUGCAGAAUCUGUCCAGCAACGAGGAGGUCAACACAAAGGUGAAGGAUACCCUGGAGUCCUCCACUCUGAAGGAGAAGCAGAACACCAGGAUCAGCUUUGAGGACCUGGAAGAGGAUAUGAUAGAAACCUUCCUGUUCACAGACGUGGACCACAGCUACGUCCCCUCGCGGGCCGAGAUCAAGCGGCAGGCCCAGCGGCUGAUCGAUGGCCGGCUCAAGGUGGCCAAGAAGAAGUAACCCCAGGAGGGCGAGCCCCGCCUGCCCCCAGGCCGGCGCUUUGUGACACGAAUAAACAUUUUUCCAGGA
Messenger RNA from Canis lupus familiaris (dog), 1771 nucleotides. RefSeq names its product coiled-coil domain containing 183 (gene CCDC183). NCBI's taxonomy places the organism in Eukaryota, Metazoa, Chordata, Mammalia, Carnivora, Canidae. The record is from RefSeq and is a predicted model, not a curated record.